This is a messenger RNA of Paramecium tetraurelia, 606 nucleotides long. RefSeq lists its product as uncharacterized. NCBI's taxonomy places the organism in Eukaryota, Ciliophora, Oligohymenophorea, Peniculida, Parameciidae. The record is from RefSeq and is a predicted model, not a curated record. The transcript has 3 exons.
AUGAGAUUUUUAUUUUGCGGAGACAGCAAUUGUCCAGAAUGGUUUUUGGCUGAGUCAGCUCUUCUGACUAAAAUUGCUUCUGUCAAAAUGAAAUUAGUGACAUAAUACAUUUUAUAGAAUAUAGUCGAAGGAGUCGACACUUCUGCAAAGAUAUUUAAGAUGUUGGAAGGAUCAGGUUUUAAUUAAUAGGAAAUCAAUUCAACUAUUGCAUGUGUAUCAUAUAUAGUUGAAAACUCUGCAAAAUAUGAUGUUUCAGAAUAGGUAUUAAUAAAAGAGCUUAUUGAUUUGGGUUUGCCUAAAGAAAAUUGUGAAUAGUUGAGCAAAACCUUUAAAUAAUAUAAGGAUAAGUUAUAACAGGUUUACGAGAACCAAAUAAUAAGAAUUGGAAAGGCUGUAGAGUUUCAUUAUGGAAUAAGUAAAUUCAUAGUAUCCGAGAGUGUGGUUCCUUAGAAAUAAAUUGAAGGUAACAGAUUUAUAGACACAAACAUCACAUUCCAGCAUGAUAAUGGAAAAUAAGAGUGUUGUCAAUUUGUGAUAUUUCCAGAAUAACUGGAAGACAUGCUUAACAGUUUUAAAAAAGCAUAGAAACUAAUGAUGUAGUUGUGA